AUGAAACCAGCAGCAAGCCCAUCAACGCUGUUUUUUUCGACAACCACCACCAGUACCAUCCUCAUCAUCAUCAUCAUCAUCAACAACAACAACAACAACAACAUCAACAACAUCAUUAUCAUCAAUCAUCAUCAUCAGCAGCAGCAGCAGCAGCAACAACAACAACAAGUGUACGAUAACUAUGAGCACCUGCACAACGGCAACUGUCUUUCUCUGACGGAACAUCCAAAGAUGGACCGUCAGCUUAUCCUCUACGCUCCGAAGGUGGCUUCCGAGAAGGAGUACACCAAUGUCACCGAAUUCUGGAUCAAUCCUGCCUUCGGUGUCAACCGAUCGGGGCGUGGGCCCAAUCGGCGUCGAGUGAACAUGAUUGGUCGAUUGCAGCUCACACAAAUCGGCUGUGAAGAGGAGAGUCUGGCGAUAGUUCAACUACGCCAGCUACGGGUGCAAGAAGCCAUUAUCAAGAUCAUCAAAACCCGUAAGCGCCUGACCUACAACGAAAUCUACAAAGAGAUUAUCCUGUUGCUGAAGGAUCAGUUCAUCCCCUCGAAACGCCUACUGAAGGAGGUUCUUGAGUGGCUGAUUGAACAGCACUACCUUCGGCGCGAGGCCAAAGAUAUGGAUACUUUUGUGUAUAUUUCCUGA
Dibothriocephalus latus is the source of this 645-nucleotide messenger RNA. The record is from the annotation of a GenBank genome assembly. Lineage: Eukaryota; Metazoa; Platyhelminthes; Cestoda; Diphyllobothriidea; Diphyllobothriidae.